This is a messenger RNA of Salvelinus fontinalis (brook trout), 1375 nucleotides long. Its product is annotated as GTPase IMAP family member 4-like. Lineage: Eukaryota; Metazoa; Chordata; Actinopteri; Salmoniformes; Salmonidae. The coding region runs from base 56 to 847 and encodes 263 amino acids. Gene Ontology annotation, molecular function: GTP binding. The record is from RefSeq and is a predicted model, not a curated record. The transcript is spliced from 2 exons.
GAGCUAGAUAGAUAAAACAGGAAAGCACAGGAAAACACAACUGAAUAAAGACACCAUGGGUAGUCAAGCCUCUGCUCCUCCACCCACUGUUCCAAUUGGUCCUGACCUGAGAAUUGUGAUGAUUGGAAAAACUGGAGUGGGGAAAAGUGCUGUUGGAAACACCAUCCUGGGCAAAUACUCUUUUAAAUCUGAACCCAGAUUUGGCUCUGUGACUGACACUUGUGAAAAAGAUCAGAUUGAUGAAAAUAGAAAAAUACAUGUGGUGGACACACCAGGGAUUUUAGAUACAGAGAAAUCUCCAGAGGAAAUCCAAAAGGAGAUAGUGAAGUGUGUUCAGGUGUCAUCUCCCGGUCCUCAUGUCUUCCUGCUGGUGAUUCAGCUGGGCAGAUAUACCAAAGAAGAACAGAAUGCUGUGGAAGCCCUGGAGAAACUCUUUGGACCAGAGGCCUCCAAGUACAUGAUUGUAGUAUUUACUCGAUGUGAUCAACUUCAGGAUAAAACACUACAAGAAAUCGUACGCAAUAGUCCUGCAAAGCUCAGGGAGGCGAUUCAACGAUGUGGUGGCAGAUUCCAGGCUUUCGACAAUACAGAUUCCGGUAGGCAGAAUAGAAGUCAAGUUGUUGAGCUGAUCAAGAAGAUUGAUGACAUGCUGGCAGCAAAUGGAGGAGGGCACUACACUGACAAUAUGUAUCAGGAGGCAGAGAGAAAGAUUCAACAGCUAAACGACCCGAGGGAAGAGGCAGAGAAAAAACAAUACACAUUCAUCCUUUCUGCUUCAUUCCUUUCUGCUCUCCUGACAAGAAUUGCUUUGUUUCAAAAUAUACUUGCCAGGGAGAUUGACAUGUGAUUGUGAAUAGAAUGUGAACAACUAGUUAAAGGAAACAGUCGUUUAUGAAUAACUGUUGUAAUUUGAAUAACUAACUGUAUCAUUUGUAUACCAUUUUCUUUAUGUCAGAUUGUUAUAGUAUCUGUACUAACUGUCACUUUUUGGUAUGUAGCACCAAUAUCCAUUUAAAAACUGAUUAACAACAAAUGUAAGUGGAAAAUGUUGGUGUUAAAUAUACAUCUAAAAUACAAAACAGUAUGAGAAGAUCAUUACUUGUUUGUAUAGCUUUGGUUGUAGUUUGAAAUACUGAAAUGUAAAUGUAGUGUAUUUUGUACAGAAAACAUUUUGUUUUGUUAUAAAUAUGCUUGAUUAACAUACAAUAACCUUAAAUCAGCAUUACAAAACAUAAUUAACUACGAUGAGCUAUGUGAAUUUCUGACUAUACAAUUUUUAGAAAUGAUUACAAGUUGAGUGAUUAAAAUGCAGGAAGUGUGCACAUUACUUUUGUACUUGUGGUUGGUCAAUCAAUAAACACACAUGAUUUGAAAG